AUGAGGAAGAUAAUCUACGAGUUUGAGCAGUGCGAUCCAAAAAAGUGUUCUGGGAAGAAACUUAUCAAACAGAACAAGAUUGAGCCAAUAAAAAAGAAUAAAAACUUCAAAGGAGUGGUUCUUUCUCCAGAUGCAGAUCAGUCUAUCUCUCCUGCAGACAGAGACGUCAUAGAAAGAUUUGGAAUAGGGCUUAUAGACUGUUCAUGGGCACAGUUAGACUCUGUGGACUUUAAAAGGCUUCCAAGGAAGCACAACAGGCUUCUUCCGUUUAUGGUUGCAGCAAACCCGGUAAACUAUGGCAAGCCUUUUAAGCUGAACUGUGCCGAGGCACUGAGUGCUUCGCUGUAUAUCUGUGGCUUCAAAGAGGAAGCCUAUGAGAUUCUUAACGAAUUUAAUUAUGGAAAUGAAUUCUACAAGUUAAAUGAAGAUCUUCUUGAGGAGUACUCCAAGUGCACGUCAAGUGCUGAAGUGGUGGAAGUGCAGAACAGGUUCUUAGAAAGUCAAUCUAAAAAAGAAUAA
Messenger RNA from Encephalitozoon intestinalis ATCC 50506, 519 nucleotides. RefSeq names its product ribosome biogenesis protein TSR3. Gene Ontology annotation, molecular function: rRNA small subunit aminocarboxypropyltransferase activity. Bases 1 to 519 code for a protein of 172 amino acids. NCBI's taxonomy places the organism in Eukaryota, Fungi, Microsporidia, Unikaryonidae. Gene Ontology annotation, biological process: maturation of SSU-rRNA. The record is from RefSeq and is a predicted model, not a curated record. The transcript has a single exon.